AUGGGGGACGCAGAAGAGCCGCUGCAGACCAAACUAGACCGAUUUUUGCUGACUUACAGAGCUACCCCUACGGAGUUAGGGAAGUCACCAUCAGAGUUGCUAAUGAACAGACAACCACAGAUCAGAUUAAGUGCACUGAGAGCAAAGAAAUCCGGAAAUGAAGUCAAGAUUUUUCAAGAUAAUCCAGACAAUAAACCAAAGUACAGUCUGAGUCAGGCGGUAUUUGCACGAAAUUUUGGAAAAGGACCACGAUGGAUUCCGGGAGUUGUAAUUAGGAUAAUCAGUCCUAGAAAUUACGACGUACAAGUAAGUGAUGUAGUGUGGAAACGACAUGAAGAGCAACUACGUCCACGACAGAUACCGAGUUUCGAAAACGCGGAACAAGCGAAAUACGAACGAGAUGAACAGAAUCGUCUCCCAGGAGAGAAUACAGGCACAAACGAAAGAGGUACAAUUCUUGCACCGGAGGAGGAUAGUGUACCGGCAAGUCCAACUACAGUGCCAAAAGAGUUUGACAUUUCCACCCAAUCCACUACAAAAAGAGAGGAUGUGGACACUAAAGAACUUUGUAGUAAAGCGGACACACCAAUUAUGGUUACACCAAGCGAGUCUGCGAGACGGUAUCCUUUACGUGAACGUAAACCUCCUAAAAGGUUUACUGAAUAG
This is a messenger RNA of Dendronephthya gigantea, 666 nucleotides long. RefSeq lists its product as uncharacterized. The transcript has a single exon. The record is from RefSeq and is a predicted model, not a curated record. Bases 1 to 666 code for a protein of 221 amino acids. NCBI's taxonomy places the organism in Eukaryota, Metazoa, Cnidaria, Anthozoa, Malacalcyonacea, Nephtheidae.